UGCCCUACAAUCUCGUCGGCGACACUGAUCCCUCCCUUCCCUCUCAAACCAAAAGCCCACCUUUUUCUACCUUCCCGCAACAUUAAUGGCCGGACUUAACCACCUCACCAUUCUAAUUACACUAACAGCCGCCAUUGCCAUCUCUAUGUCGUCCUUCCACCCUCACGCAGCAACGGCCUCGGCGGCCGACGACGUGGAGUACUACACCCUCGACAACCCGACCGCGACGAGGUUCCGGUCGCGGAGCCUGUUCCUGAACGAGAGGAUCAGGAAAGGGAUGCGCUGCUCGCCCGGCGGCGGCAACAUCUGCGACGGCGUCCCCGCAAACAACGGGACCAGCCUCCUCUACUGCUGCAAGAACAACUGCCGGAACGUGUACCAGGACGAGAACAACUGCGGCGCGUGCGGGAACAAGUGCGGCUUCGGCCGCAGCUGCUGCAACGGCGCGUGUAUCAGCCUGGCGUACGAUGCAGACCACUGCGGGGAGUGCAACCAGCGGUGCUCCCCUGGUCAGAAGUGCGAGUAUGGGUCUUGUGGGUACGCUUGAAAUUCUUUUUUGAGCUUUCGGAGACAGAGAUCGAGAGAGAGAUUAUAGGAAGAGAUCUUGAUGAAAUCUCUGGUUUCAUUAGGGGGAUUGAAGAGAUGGGAGAAAAGAAUACGGUUUACUAUGGAGAGUACAUAUCGGAUUGAGAGUGCAUACAGAAUGUCACGUGUGGUGAUCUGUAGAUCUGAUAAAUUCGUGUCAUUAUCAUCAACAUUUUGAUUUACGAUUUACCUACAUACGUUCAUCAGAUUUUUAUGAGCUACUACUGCGACAUUUGUAUACACGUUGGAAAACUGGGGUUUAGGUACAAGCAUAUCACAAGAGUUUUACACUUGUGAGAAACUAGUUAAGUGGGGUUGCUUUUGGUACUUAGCCAAGAGAGUUUGGUGUUUUGAGUGUUUUGAUUUUGGAGUAGUAGCUUAGCGUGGAUUGUACAUUUACGUGUACAUGUUACCCAUGUAUUGAUUAUAUAUUUGUGUGGCUAGCGAGGUAAUAAAUCAGGAGGAAGUUUGAAUCCUUGGGAUGUACAAUAAUGUAAACAAAGGCCACUAUUUUUUUUUUUUUUAUUAAUAAUUUGAAUUAGUGUUU
Messenger RNA from Linum trigynum, 1132 nucleotides. NCBI's taxonomy places the organism in Eukaryota, Viridiplantae, Streptophyta, Magnoliopsida, Malpighiales, Linaceae. The record is from the annotation of a GenBank genome assembly.